AGGAAACUGACAGCAUAAGCAGCGAGACCUCAUCAAAACGCAGUAAAGACGACACUAGCUGGCAAUCCCAGAUGGAAGCUGAAGGAGGUGUAUCAGACUGGACCAAGGAACAGGUCUGCCAAUGGCUCAGUGCUAUAGAUAUGGACAAAUACGUCCCAGAUUUCCUAGCUACUGACAUCAAUGGGGUGCAGUUGUUGCAGAUAGAUGGAACAAGGUUAAAGGAGAUUGGCGUAUCCAACAGCAAUGACAAAACAUUUAUCAAAAAGAAAAUAACAGAACUUAAAAAACAAGUUGACAAAGAUAGAAAAUUGAAGGAAAAAGAACAGAAAGCCAGGGAGAAGUUGGAGAAAAAGGGCAAGGUAGAAACAAAGAAGAAGAAAUUUCCAUUUAUAGGAAAAUCAUGAUAGGAACGUGUAAUAGAAAUAGCUAUGUAUAUAUAUUACAUUCCAUACUUAAUAAUGGCAGUAUACGAGUAGAAAGAAACCAAGAGAUAGCUGGGUAUCUGUAGGGCUCAUAAUAUGCAAAGAGAUUUGAAUUUUAACUGUCUUAGAUGUGUGCAAAUGUGUGCAUUUAUUUCAAUGUAUGCUCAUAUGAAGUCUCAAUUUUGCCAAGUUAGGAACUUACUGUACAUGUCUCUGCAUGGAGUUAUAUGGUAACCAAGUUGUGUUCAUGCAUAUGUUCUAGCUCUAGUAAAUGUACCAGUGCAAUUUCUAUGUACUGUCAGCUCGAUGAAGUCAUUUUGAUGUUUUCUUGUCAAAGAUCGUGUAAAUGCAGAACAGUUACAAUCAGUAAGAACAAAUCGAUAUUUGACUCCGUAUAUGGUAAAGCACUUGUAAUUUUUUACCAAAUAAGGAUAUAUUGGUACAAUUAUGUGACAGUGUCUCUUGCUAUAAUGUCUCCUUGUUGAUUGGUUAAUGCAUCACCAUGGGAACUGCCAUUGCAGUUUGAAAAUUUCUUCAAAAUACAUUAUCAUACGACUACUUAAUAUGAAAAUAUGUGGAUAUUAACUCUAUUUUGUAAUGUUUUAAGAAUAUAUAAAGCAGAAAAUGAAAUAUGUGUACACCUUGCAUUGUAUGAGGUCUAAGAAGAAUAUGGGAAACUAUUAUGUAUCAUCAUCCUGGUGUUUGAUUUCUCAGGUCAUCCCUUAUAUUAUCUAUUGUGAAUGUGAGGUAUCCAUGACGAUAUUUUUCGAUUAACACUUGCAUUUGUUUUCUGUCUUUAUAACCUGAAAAUCUAAGCCUUAAUCAAUAAAAUCCUAGGUUGAUAUAUUUGUUAAUAUUAACUUUA
Molecule: messenger RNA, 1287 nt
Organism: Owenia fusiformis
Lineage: Eukaryota; Metazoa; Annelida; Polychaeta; Sabellida; Oweniidae
Source: the annotation of a GenBank genome assembly